AAUUUAUCCACAGCUCAGUGCGCUACAUUGAAAUGUCGAAUACUCAUUUACAGAGUGUGGACGAUGAAACGUUUCAGGGACUUAGGUAAACUUUAAAAUUAAUCGACAACGAAUUACAGGAUAUAUCGGAAAGGAGUUUUAGCACGAUGACCCAUAGUUUAAUGACGCUGGAUAUAUCGGGGAACAAAAUGCAACAAAUACCAUAUGAGGCAUUACAAAAACUACACUCACUCACCAGGCUGGUGGCACAAAGAAAUCACAUAACUUCCUUGGAUGUCAAUUGGGAGGCUCAGUACGAUACUCUGCGUUCUCUGCAUUUAGCUGGUAAUGAUAUCACCGAAGUCUCACCAACCUCGCUUCACGAAUCCACAAGCGGUCUUAAUCAUCCCUCCUCGGCAGCCAUACAAACCAUAACGAGAGAUGAAAAUCUCAAGGGAUCACAUAUAACCUCUAAUACAAUACCCGGCAUGGGUCACUUAGGCAGCAGCCAUCUAGCGGGAAAACCCUUCAAUCGUUUACAAAAACUCCUCUGGCUAGAUUUGUCGAACAAUAGAAUCUAUCACAUUACCCCGAAUUUUCUACCCAGAAGUCUGAUAACUAUAGAUUUAUCGGGAAAUCUAUUGGCCACAUUUCCCCAUCAACUGUUCGAACAUUUAUACGACUUACGUAUUAUAUCUUUGAGAGAUAAUCUCUUGCGCAGUGUACAAAAUAAGGAGCUAAGGCAAGUGCGCAUGCAUUUAGAGAAAUUGGAUAUGGGUCAGAACUUAAUAGAUGUCUUGGAUACGGAUUGUUUUCAAACCAAUUACUCGGAUGUACAUAUAAGGGCAUUGAAUUUGGAAAAGAAUUAUAUUAGAGAAUUACCGCCAACCGUAUUUAAGGAGAUAGGCAUAGUGCAUCUGGUAUUGGCCUUUAAUGUUAUCGAACGUAUACACAUGCAAGCCUUUGAGGGUAUAGAGGACAGUUUAGAGUAUUUGGAUUUGGAAAGGAAUUAUUUGAAUUCAGUGCCGGGAGCUUUAAGAAAAUUGAAUAAGUUGAAGUAUUUAUAUCUAACUUCCAAUAAUAUUUGUCAAUUACAAAAUCUACCAGAGAAUACGGAUCACUUGAGAGUGUUGUCUUUAUCGGGCAAUAAUUUUACCAUGAUUCCUGUAGUGGGUUUAAAGAAUUACACCAAUCUGUCUUAUUUGAAUAUGGGUUACAAUUCCAUAACGGAUAUACCCGAGGGCAUAUUUUUGGUGGAUGGCUGGGGCUCUAAUCUGCAGACUAUAUUAUUAAGGAAUAAUAAGAUUACUCAUUUGCAUUUGGGCUCCUUUGCAGGAUUGGAUCAGAUACAGGAAAUAUCUUUAAGUUUCAAUGACAUUAAUAUCCACCAUCCCAUGGUUUUUGAGAAUGUCUCGAAAUCUUUGAAAAUAUUGGAAUUAUCUUUUGCGGUGUUUCCAGCGCGCAGUAUGGAAUCCAUAGAUCCUUUAGAUGCUUUAUAUCCUUUGUCACAACUUAUGUGGUUGGGUUUGGACAACAAUAAUCUUAAGACUCUAAAUAAUGAAUCAUUUUCGAAUAUGAGAGAGCUUUCCUAUAUCAAUUUGGGUUUUAACCAGUUGAAAUCUUUGCCCAAAGGUUUAUUCAUACCAGAUGUACAUUCUCAUUUGGUGGAAAUAGAUUUGGGCUAUAAUUCUUUGGAACGCAUAGCAGCUCGAACAUUUUAUAAUUUGGGUGAUUUGCAAACUCUCAACUUACAAUCGAAUAAAAUUAAAAUCAUAGAGAAAGAUGCCUUUUACAAUUUGGAAUUUCUAAGAUAUAUCGAUCUUUCCUUUAAUAAAAUAUCCAACAUAUCGCAUCAGGCCUUUACCAUAUUACCCAAUUUGGCUUCUUUGGAUUUAAUGUUUAAUAAUCUGUGUUCCUUCUCCCUGAAAUCGUUUCAUUUUGUGUCCAACACCACUACACCUUUAAAGCUGAAUUUAACCUAUAAUCGUAUAGCCUAUUUUGAGGAUAUAUUGACGUCUUAUAUGUAUAUCUAUCAUCUGGAUAUGAGCAAUAAUUUAAUCUCACGCACCGAUAGUUUUACCAAUUUGGCCAAUACCUUAAGAUUCCUGAACUUGGCCAACAAUGAUAUACAAUCUUUAGCCAAUCAUGCUUUUGGUGAUUUGGAAUUUUUGGAAAUUCUCAAUCUAGCAAAUAAUAACAUUACUUCCUUGCGCCGCCGAAGUUUCCAGGGUUUGAAUUCUUUGCAAGAAUUGGAUUUAAGUUUUAAUAAAUUGGAUCAACUGCAAGUGGAACAGUUUUCAAAUCUGCGCAAAUUAAGGAUAUUAAAGAUAAAUGCCAAUAAACUCAAAGCCUUGCCAAGGGAAGUGUUCAUGAAUACCCGCCUUGAAUACUUAGAUAUUUCCGACAACCAGUUGACCGUUUGGCCAGUGCCUGCUUUUUCCGAUGUGGGCUUUACUUUGCGCAGCAUACAAAUGUCCUCCAAUAUGCUGGAAUAUUUGGAUUCCAGUAUGUUUAUCAAUUCCCAAUUUCUCUAUGACAUCAAUUUGAGUAACAACAAAAUCACCGUCUUACCCGACAAUACCUUCAGUUUUCUCAACAAUCUUACCAAUCUAGAUCUAUCCGCAAAUCCCCUAGUCACCACCAAUCUAAAAGAAAUAUUUCUGCAUACACCCCGUCUACGUCGCCUUAAAAUCUACAAUAUGGGUCUUUAUAUACUACCACAACUUAACUUGCCACUACUCUCAUAUCUAGAUGUCAGCGGUAAUUAUCUUCAAGAACUUUCCUCUCUACACGAAAUGCGCCAAUUAAGAUUUGUUAACAUCUCUCACAAUAAAAUCGUUAAUGCUUCCUGUGCUGUAGAACAUUUACCCAAUUCGGUGAGAGUUCUGGACUUAGCCCACAAUCCUUUAAGAAGAAUCUCCAUACACGAUAUGGCCACUUUGAGACACUUAUCCGAUCUCAAUCUACUAGAUGUAAAAAUCAUCAAUCCUUUAGCCUUUAGUAAACUGAAAUCCUUAAGGAAACUAACACUAACAGCUCACUCUAAUUUAGCUGAUAUAGUCUCUCGCAUCCCAGGACUACAAGAACUACGACUACACUGCCUGGACUCGAAUAUAGGUCCUCAACUAUUUCAAAAACUCGCCAAUAACACCAAACUUCAACUGGUUGAACUGUACGGCAUGAAUGUUCAGACCAUAUCACCCGAUGCUCUAGAGGGUUUGGCGCGCAACCAAAAACUACAAGUGAAAAUAUCUCAUACUAAAAUCUCCGAUCUGCCUCCGGGUAUUUUCUAUACACUAAGAUCAGUGCCUCAUUUAUCUAUAGAUAUUUCUCAUAAUAAAAUCAAUGCCUUGGCGGCGGAUAGUUUCUAUCCCAAUAAAACCUAUUGGGAUACAGUGGGUACACGCAGCAUUAUGGGCGGUUUGGAUACAUCACACAAUCCUUUGGAGUGUGAAUGCGGUCUGGUGUGGUUCGGUCAUUGGCUGAGACGAUGGCUGCGUGAAUCGGCUCAGAUAAAGGUCAUACAGAAGGAUGACAUGAAGAAAAUGGUGCAGCUUCCCCUAAGUUCAACUGAUUUACGCAGAGCACGUGCCAAUACCUGCCAUGAUCCCACCACUGGCAAACAAUUACCCAUAUUGGAGAUCUUUCCCGAAGACUUACUAUGUCAAGCCAGUGCUUUAAGUAGUUCCAGUGAAAAGCUCUUUCUGAUAUCGUUUGUGGUAAUUAUAGUGCCGUUAUUUGGUAUGACACUUUGAUAAUCUUAAAAUUAUUGGAAAAAGUAUUAUAAAUAGAGCUUUAAGUUGAGAAAAAAACUAAAGAACAAAAAGCUUUUCUUUUAAGAGAACUAUUAAAGUGUAAAUUAAACUAAAGGGAAAGUUGUAAGAAAUUCAUAUAAAGUUCAGAAGGAAACCUAAGAUUUUAAGUGAAAACCCCAAUGUAUUUAUUGUAAAAAUUAGUUUAACAGAGAAGGGAAACCAAUGCUACAGUGUACAGUUUAUAAAAUUUAAAACAAAAUUAAAUGAAAAAUUGUUAAAGUUUUAUACCCCCAAUUAAAUAAUAAGUAAAGUUACACACGAUAUUAUUUAUAAUAAAAUUAAGUAAUGUUAUUGCCAUUUAAGGAAUUUAUUUCAUAAGUAAAUUAAAUUAUUAUGAUUAUUAUUAAAAAUAAUAAUAAUAAUACCUAAAAAUUUAAUUAUAGAAAUAAUAGUAAAAUUAUUAUUGCAACAGUAAUAAAAAGGGCCAUUGAUUCCUAAAAUACUUAUUGUAUUGUAAAACAAUAUACAUUUAAAUAUAUAUAAAUAUAAUUAAAUAUAUUAUUGUAAUAACUACACACUUAAAUAUAAUUAAAAGUAAUUAGUUUAUAAAUAAUUAUAAAAAUUUAGUUAUCAAAAAAUGAAUAAAACAAGAAAUUAGCCAAGCAUACAAUAAUAACAACAGCAACAAUAUAUUUAGAUUUAAAUAACAACAAAUUACAAUUUGCAAGAAAUAUAUUUAACAAUAAUAAAAAACAACAACAAGAUAACUAUUAUUAAACAAAGUAAACUACAGUUUUCAAAUUUAAAUAUAUCGAGAGAAAAACUAUAUUUUUGCUGGUCACAGCACUAAUUCUUUCAGAAUGAUUGCUGUCAGCUAGACUAUAGUGUGUUUUUGUGCAGAAAAAGUUAAUUAAAGUGCAAUAAGU
This is a messenger RNA of Lucilia sericata (common green bottle fly), 4660 nucleotides long. Its product is annotated as chaoptin. The record is from RefSeq and is a predicted model, not a curated record. Lineage: Eukaryota; Metazoa; Arthropoda; Insecta; Diptera; Calliphoridae. Gene Ontology annotation, molecular function: protein binding.